GGGUUGAGGGAGGGUGGGUGCGUUCCCGCAGCAACAGGGAAGAUGGCAGCUCCUACAUCUCUCACCCAGUUGUCAAGCGGGAACCCUGUUUAUGAGAACUUUUACAGACAGGUGGAUCCAGGGAAUACAGGGAGAGUAGGACCAACAGAAGCUGCCUUGUUCCUUAAGAAGUCCGAACUGCCUGAUGUUACACUGGGAAAGAUUUGGGAUUUGGCAGAUCCUGAUGGAAAAGGCUAUCUGGACAAACAGGGGUUUUAUGUUGCUCUGCGGCUGGUGGCAUGUGCUCAGAGUGGACAGGAAGUCAGUCUGUCCAGCCUCAACCCCACUAUCCCUCCUCCCAAGUUUAAGGACACCAGUAGUCCGUCUAUGAGCAACACAGCUUCUGCCUCCUCUGAAUUACAUUGGGCUGUCAGGCCAGAGGAGAAGAGUAAAUUUGAUGGAAUCUUUGAAAGUUUGGCUCCAGUUAAUGGCCUGCUGUCAGGAGAGAAAGUCAAACCAGUCCUCAUCAACUCCAAACUACCUCUGGAUGUCCUUGGGAAGGUUUGGGACCUGAGUGACAUAGAUAAAGAUGGCCAUCUGGACAAAGAUGAGUUUGCAGUGGCUAUGCACCUUGUGUACCGUGCACUGGAGAAGGAGCCUGUUCCUGCACUCCUCCCUUCUUCCCUCAUCCCUCUAUGUAAGAGGAAGAAGAGUCUGGGCUCAGUCGCCAGUUCUGUUCCUGGACUACCUUCCAGCCCUCCACCACCAAAAGAUUCACUACGCUCCACACCCUCUCAUGGCAGCAUGAACUCACUCAACAGCACUGGCAGCCUGUCACCCAAACACACACUCAAGUCUGGACAGCAUUUGGUGAACUGGGUGGUGCCAUUGGCAGAUGGUGGUCGCUAUGACGAUAUCUUCCUGAAGACUGAUGCUGACUUGGAUGGUUUUGUCAGUGGACUGGAAGUAAAGGACAUCUUCAUGCAUUCUGGACUUUCUCAGAAUGUCCUUGCCCAUAUAUGGGCUUUGGCAGACACAAGGCAGAUGGGCAAGCUGACCAGGGAACAGUUUGCGCUUGCUAUGCAUUUCAUCCAGCAGAAAGUCAGCAAGGGCAUAGACCCUCCACAGACCCUGACUGCGGAAAUGAUACCUCCCUCUGAGAGAGGCACUCCAGUACCAAGUAUGUCAGGAUACAUGACCCCAGUGGGAUCAGAGAUGGCUGCGCUCUCUGAUAUGAGAAGGGACAGCUCCAGCUCAGUUGGAUCAGGGGAGUUCACAGGCAUCAAGGAGUUGGAUGACAUCAGCCAGGAAAUAACCCAGUUGCAGAGGGAGAAGUACAACCUUGAACAGGACAUCAGGGAGACAGAGGAGGCCAUCAGAUAUAAGAGUACAGAGGUGCAGGAGAUGCAAAAUGACCUGGACAGAGAGACAGCCAGCAUGCAAGAGCUUGAUGCUCAGAAACAAGACGCCCAAGAACGCCUGGAGGAGAUGGACCAGCAGAAACAUAAAUUAGAAGACAUGCUGAACGAAGUCCGAAUGAAGUGCCAGGAAGAGUCUCAGAUGAUCUCCUCGCUCCAGAGUCAGAUCCACUCCCAGGAAUCAGACUUACAGAGCCAGGAGGAAGAACUGAGCCGGGCAAAGGCAGACUUAGGCCGAUUGCAACAGGAGGAGAUACAGCUGGAGCAAAGCCUGGCUGCUGGUAAGAUCCAGCUGGAGACCAUCAUCAAGUCCCUUAAGGCCACACAGGAUGAGAUCAACCAGGCUCGCAGUAAAUUGUCACAGAUCCAGGACAGCCAACAGGAGGUGUCUAAAAGCAUCGAGCAGUACAACAGCAGCUUGAAUGGAACCCAUGGAGGCAGUAUGACUAACCUGGCAGACAUGAGUGAGGGCUUCAGUGACAGAGAAAAUGGAGGAUUCCCAGCCAUGGUGAGAGCAGCACAGGAGGAUCCUUUCAAAGUGAAGCCAUCCGUGUUCAACAGCCAGCCUCAGGAGCUUCCCACUGACCCCUUCCACUCUGAAGACCCCUUCAUAACAGACCCAUUUAAAGGUGACCCUUUCCAAAAUGACCCUUUUGCAAAGCAGCCACCAACGUCCACAGAUCCAUUUGGAGGGGACCCGUUCAAAGAGACAGAUCCAUUCAAAACGUCAUCAGAAGAUUUUUUCAAGAAGACCACAAAGAUCGACCCCUUCUCCACAACAGACCCCUUCAAUAAAAGUGCCACAUUACCUUCAAAGGUACUUGUCAAUCAAAAUCAAGCCAGUCACUUCACAAGCAAUGACCCAUUCUCAUCAAGUAACCCAAAGCCCAGAGGAGCUGACCUAUUUGGCGCAUUGGACCCGUUUGGCAGCAGUUCAUUCAGCAGCAGCAGUAACAGCUCAGCUGGAUUUGCAGACUUCAGCCAUAUGUCGAAGCCCAGAGACCCUUUUGAAGGCAGAGCCAGCUGGCUGCCAGACUACCAGAAGUCAGUGUUUGUGGACGACCCCUUCAACAGGAAGAGUGACACACCAGCUUUGCCACCAAAGAAAAGUGUUCCCCCAAGACCCAAACCCCCUAGUGGUAAGAGCACACCAGUGAGCAUGUCUGGCACAGCCGACCCUUCCAAACCGGGUGACCCCUUCCAGCCGUUUGGCAGCGACAUCAUUGAUCCAUUUCAGAGUAAAAAGGGCUUAGGAGACCCCUUCAGUGGCAAAGACCCUUUUGCUCCAUCCUCAUCAAGUAAAGCCCCUAAAGAUUCUACCUCUGGUUUUACAGACUUCAGUUCUGACCUGAAAAAGUUAAGUUUGGGAAUGAGGCUCAGCAGUUGGAGUGGGCUAAGAGAGAGAGUGAGCGAGCAGAGCGCGAGCGGCUGAAGAGGCUCAGACAGCAGGAGCAGGAGGACCUGGAGCUGGCCAUCGCCCUCAGCAAGGCAGAGAUGUCCAACGCAUGACCCCCCCACACAUAGACAGACAGUGCGUAGACAGGCUAAAAAAGAGACAACAUGACUGACAUCUACAUGACUGCCCCCACUAUUUACAUUCUCAAUAAAUGAGGAGCAGAAAGAUGCAGAAAAACCUCCUGGGCAAGUCUUGCCACUGACCCUAAGUUAAAAAAAAAGAGAAGACAAUUCGACUGUGGGCCCGAGAAUCAUCACUGCAAAACCCCUGCUGACAUGAAUAGACAGAAUACUGGAGGAGGAGCAGGCACUGUCUAUAAGCACUAUGAUGGCUUGACACUGUUGGAUCCACUCACUGGUCUGAGCAGAUAGGAAAAGCAUACCCAACAAAUCACAUUGGCAGUUUGCAUUUGUGCAUUCGUGGUUUUUCUUCUCCACCUUCUCUCACAGUGGUGGAAAAUAUGUUAAACAGGCUCACAAUACUUCUGCUUCCGUUCUUACAAGCAGCAGUGAAGAAAAAUCACAGCACAAUUCUUACUGCCAUGGUUCAGAGGAUUUCUUUCCGGAUGUGUUUGUGUGACAUGGACAUAUCACUGAUUCUCACUUAGUAUUCAGUGUUGGGUUGUUUUGCUGGUAUGAACUGCUAUAGAAUGAUGUAUUGCAAAAGUAUAAGUGAAUAUAUAGGCAUAUGGAGAAGACUGAAUCUGGAUUUUCACUCCUCAGGAUUAAGGAUUUUCACCUCAGUUCAGUUUGCACUCCCUGUUUUUCCCUCAGGAAACACUCACUGAUCCAGACUCAGUUGAGUUUUAUUAGUUGACUUCUUUUCACUCCAGUACAUGCUAAAGCAGGCAAAUUGAAAUUGAAAAUAAUCUUCUCAUCUGUCUCUGGGUACAAUGAAGCAUAUUUCUCAGAAUAUUGAGUUUCCUCCUAUUUUGAUCCCACACCAGGGGUCAUUAGUGUCUGAGAAUCUGGCCCUGUGUCCACACCCGCCGCUUCUUUCUUCCAGGUCAGACUUAGUCAUUGAUAACAUUAUUAACCAGCAAUAGAGGGAUAUGUUCACAUUUCACGUUAGUGAAAUUAUUGGAGCAAAAAAAACUGAUACAUCCAUUAUACAGAUUCCCUCUAAUAUCCCUGGUACCUGGCAGGUUGAAGUAACAGUUCUAAUGAUUGACAGUGAGAAAUUGUACAGAUAUAUUUUCUUUGUCUAGGAGUGUGAGAUAGUUUGUGGAGAAUUUUAUGUGAUGAUCUUGGGAACUCUCUCCCCUACUGUCAAAGUGUAUAUAGACCAACAGAGCUAACUAUGCUUCUACUCUAAUUCUGCUGUGACAUACACCACAUUCAACAAAGGCAACAUGAGGGACUUAUUUUUUCUACAUUUUACCUGUUUUAUAGAGAGUAAGGGAUUUUAACAGAGGGUUUAUUUCUUAUUAUUCUGUUGACAUAAUUUGCUGUUGAGUUGAAGUCACUCUAGAGCUAUUUUGAGUGUUUGUAAAAGUCUUUAAGUGGCUGACAUCAGGUUUCAUUAGGCUGGAAACUGGAAAUAUGUGAAAAGGUUUGUGACGUAUCAUAGCUUAGUGUUCUAACAUGGACUGAGCCACUCACCUUGUUUUGAUGUGAGCUACUUGAAGCAAAAUCUGAUGUUUGAGUGAGACACUGACUUUCUAUUUCACUCAGAGCCGCUGUGUUGUAGUUACAUGUCGUGUUUUAUAUAUGUGUCUGUAUUCUGUGUGUCCAUGAUCAAUCACACUCUUACUGUUUUGCCAUGUGCAUGUCCUGCAGUCAGGUCCUCCUCAGAGCCCACAUGUUCUCCCCAUCGCCACUUUAGGGGAUGAUUUUUUUAGUUAAACUUGUUUGUCAUGGGAAGAAAAGUCUUUCAUUACCAAAUUGAAACAACUGCAGCAGGAGCAUUACACAAUGCUGAAUAUCUCCUCAUAGAACCUGAACAUUUCAGUCAUUCAGUCGUUCCUAGAAGUUACCUGAAGAAUUCUGAAAAUACAAAGUCCUCUUAACAACUUGGAAGUUUUUUUGAAGUGAAUAUAAAUUAGGAGAUUGUUUUCUUCAGUACAAUCUCAUAUAGUGUUCAGACACUAUAUAAAUUCCCGUUUGCCAGGAUAAAAAAAAACCUGUGUCAUGAUUUGAUUUCUAUUGUUUGAUUCAACCCAAACCUCAGUUAAUCCAGUUUUUCGUAUUGACCUGUCUGAUUUGCAUGUGCUUUUAUGAUGUUUGGCCAUUACAAGAGUAGCUUAUAUUUUCAGAAUUUUUCCCAUAACGAAUUUAUGUUUUACAAAAAUGUCUAUGUUCCUUAAAAUUAGAUGUGAUGCCUAAUAUGAUGGUCCUGGGUCAGGGCUUGCUCUUUGUGAAAUGGCAAAAAGCUGAAUCUUUGGUAGAACCAAGAUAGAAUGUAAAUUCAGUCCAUUGUAUUGGGGUAAAGCAAUCUGUGACGAAGGCUUUGCACUGACUGGUACAAGUUAUAUCUGCUUCUCCAAUCACCACAUUGAGGAGUGCAAUACCAAGACUGAUAUACUGAACACAUUGCCCCCCCCCCCCCCAUUAUACAUGUCUGUAACAAUGUGUCUGCUGGGAACGCAUAAUGUGAAUUCACCCACAUUGGAGUUGAAUGCUGGUCAAGUUGAAGUUGAUGUGCAGCCACUGGUUCUGCCAAAGUGGGAACUGCCUCUCCCUGCCAUUUCCUUUGUCAUGUUUACAUAUCAUUAAUAUUUACUUUGCUUUAGCUGUUACAAACUUCCUGUAGAGGAAGAGUGACCCUGGUAUUAAAUAAGCCUCUCUAUCUAAGCUGUAUACAGCUAACACCUCUGUUGGCCUUCCAUCUACUGCUGAGUCAAGGCAUGUGCUAGCUUUUCAAAUGCUUGCCAUGCUCCUGCCACACGGCUGUGGAAAGGUCACUAUAUGAGCGACUAUGUUCAUAUAUCAUUGUCUGUUUUUUCUUUCUCACAGAAAGCAAAUUGUGCUGUUUGUAGUUUUUUUAUAGACUCACCUCCUGCUUUAUUCUUUUGUCCCUACUUAGGACUUAAAUGUUAAAAAAGUCUUUAGUGUUACAUUUCAUGAUGUGCUUGUAGUUUUUAGCUAAGUUAACCAUUAGUUUAAAAUGGAAUUUCAUUGCUAGCAAAGUGUUUUUUUAGUUACCUGAAGGGCCAUCAGCUUUUUCACAACAAUGUAACAGACAACUUGUGCAGCAAAAAUAACAAGACUGUCUUUAAGUGUCCAUUUAAAUAUCUUCAUAUGACAUCAGCCAGAUGUUUCAGCUGCCACAAGAAAGCUAACCAUUGAUGACACAUGUAAUCACCAAUCUAUCAUUUUCAAUAGAUUUGUGUUUUUCCCACAGAGUGUCCCACAGGGUGUCCCACAGGGUGCUCUAGGAGGACGUUUGGGCAACCUGAAAUUAUUUCUGUCAUUUAAAUAGAUCUGCUCCAUAUUGACAUUCUGUGGUCAUAAUUGUUUUUAAGCAUAGAAAGUGACAGUGGUCCUGUUGCCUUCAGUAGCUCUCAGUAUCGGGACAAAUUGCUGUGUUUUUCUGGAGCUUGUGUGAAGGUUGAUGGCUCGGGCUCAGUUGUGUAAAAUCCCUCAGAUGAAACUAGGAACUAUUUGAUCAAAGAGUAAUCUAAGACCCUGAUCAUAUAUCUGAUGAAAACUCUUCCUACUCGAAAGUUACUGCCAGUUUUCACAUCCAAACAGUCCUCAUACUUGAUACUGAGCCAUAGUGUGAUCUCUGACCCCCCUCUGUCCUUCAUGUGUUUCUGUCCUUGUCCCUCUGACCUCAGCCUUGUCUGCUUUGUGCUGCUUAGACUGGAGAGCUCCAUAGUGGUACCCUGAUCCAUACUGUGUUUUUCAUCCUACUCCUCCAUUGUGCAAUAGAUGAUGUUUAUUUUGGUUGUGUUGUGCAUCCUGCGAAAGCAGUCUGAUGAUUUUAUACGUAGCAUAUGUUUUUAAUGUGUUUUAUUUAUGUACCUUCCACCCCCCCAUCCCCCAACUUGCUGAUUUCAUCCUACUAAAGCAGCACAAUCUAAAAACCUUUCAUUAUAGAAUGUAAUAUUAACAAAUGCAACACUCAGUAUUUUGAAAUGAACAACAAAAUUAUUAUUUAAAACAAUCCAUAUUUAUAUAGUGACAGCUGAAACAUCACUAUUUACAACUAAAUUCCUUAGUUAUAGUCUUAUAUAGUUUUAUUUCUCUUCUUAAGAAGUGGAUAUUUCAUAUUUUGUCUUUACUGACAGGCUGAUGGAUACCAGUGAGCUGCCUAAAUUUUUUUAUUUAAUUUCAUCCCCCCCUCUCCCUCACACAGGUAAAAUAAUCGGAGCUGUCUUUAUUAAGAUGGAUACAGUGUGUAUACAGUCUGUAUAGUAUCAUGUCUAUUAUAUUUGUCCCAUAAAAAGUGAAGAAGAAGAAAAAGUAAACUUGACAAGGAACCAUUUGGGAGGUUGCCUACAGUUACACUUAUUGCUGAGAGAAUUAUUUUUGAACAGUGAUCCUCUCUACAUGGUCUGUACUGUUUACUAGAAUAAACGUUUCAGUUUAAUGAGAA
Messenger RNA from Pleuronectes platessa (European plaice), 7392 nucleotides. It is a transcript of the gene eps15l1a, whose product is annotated as epidermal growth factor receptor pathway substrate 15-like 1a. Gene Ontology annotation, molecular function: cadherin binding; calcium ion binding. The transcript is spliced from 26 exons. The coding region runs from base 43 to 2829 and encodes 928 amino acids. The record is from RefSeq and is a predicted model, not a curated record. NCBI's taxonomy places the organism in Eukaryota, Metazoa, Chordata, Actinopteri, Pleuronectiformes, Pleuronectidae. Gene Ontology annotation, cellular component: cytoplasm; clathrin coat of coated pit; plasma membrane. Gene Ontology annotation, biological process: endocytosis; endosomal transport.